Phascolarctos cinereus (koala) is the source of this 4083-nucleotide messenger RNA. It is a transcript of the gene LIMS1, whose product is annotated as LIM zinc finger domain containing 1. Gene Ontology annotation, biological process: positive regulation of integrin-mediated signaling pathway; cell-cell adhesion; positive regulation of substrate adhesion-dependent cell spreading. Gene Ontology annotation, cellular component: focal adhesion; cytoplasm; cell-cell junction. The record is from RefSeq and is a predicted model, not a curated record. Lineage: Eukaryota; Metazoa; Chordata; Mammalia; Diprotodontia; Phascolarctidae.
UUGCUGGGAAUCAGGGGGGAAGUCCUGUACACUGUUUUUCCCGCUGGUGGAUGUAGUCUGCAGCUUUCUGUCCCGGUAUCAGAACUCUCAGAUAAGUUACUGCUUCAGGAUGGCACUCCCAGGCAGGGUACACCCCUUUGUCAUUCCAGAAAACGAAGAAAUCCCACAGACUGUAAUUAACGAUGUCCACGAUGCUGAUGAGAAUGAAGGCGAGAAGGCUGUGUCCAAACUGCAGCGUAGGCAAAGUGACAUAAAAGUCUACAAGGAAUUCUGUGACUUUUAUGCAAGAUUCAAUAUGGCGAAUGCCCUGGCUAAUGCCCUAUGUGAACGCUGCAAAGGAGGCUUUGCACCUGCCGAGAAGAUUGUGAACAGCAAUGGCGAGCUGUACCACGAGCAGUGUUUCGUCUGCGCCCAGUGCUUCCAGCAGUUCCCUGAAGGCCUAUUCUAUGAGUUUGAAGGAAGGAAGUACUGUGAACAUGAUUUUCAGAUGCUUUUUGCCCCAUGCUGUCACCAGUGUGGUGAAUUUAUCAUUGGUCGAGUUAUUAAAGCCAUGAACAACAGCUGGCACCCUGGAUGCUUCUGCUGUGAUCUCUGCCAACAAGUCCUAGCAGACAUCGGGUUUGUCAAGAAUGCUGGGAGACAUCUUUGUCGUCCUUGUCAUAAUCGUGAGAAAGCCAGGGGCCUUGGGAAGUAUAUUUGCCAAAAGUGCCAUGCCAUCAUUGAUGAGCAGCCUCUUAUAUUCAAGAAUGACCCUUACCAUCCGGAUCAUUUCAACUGUGCCAACUGCGGGAAAGAAUUGACUGCUGAUGCUCGUGAAUUGAAAGGAGAACUGUAUUGCUUGCCAUGUCAUGACAAAAUGGGGGUCCCCAUUUGUGGGGCCUGUAGACGGCCUAUUGAAGGACGUGUUGUAAAUGCUAUGGGCAAGCAGUGGCAUGUGGAGCAUUUUGUCUGUGCCAAGUGUGAGAAGCCAUUUCUUGGUCAUCGUCAUUAUGAAAGGAAGGGUCUGGCAUAUUGUGAAACUCACUACAAUCAGCUAUUUGGCGAUGUUUGUUUCCACUGUAACCGUGUCAUCGAAGGGGAUGUUGUUUCAGCCCUGAAUAAGGCCUGGUGUGUGAACUGUUUUGCCUGUUCUACUUGCAACACUAAGUUAACUCUCAAGAAUAAAUUUGUGGAGUUUGACAUGAAGCCUGUCUGUAAGAAAUGCUACGAGAAGUUUCCAUUAGAACUGAAGAAAAGACUUAAGAAAUUGGCUGAAACCUUGGGGAGGAAAUAAUUACUUUUUGUUUGUUUGUUUUUAAUUUCUUCCUUCAUAUGCAAAGAUUAGGAAAUGUUACCCAUGUUACUUGAUUUCAUUUAUCCUCCUAUAAGGUUUUAUCCUGUAAAAGUGAGGAUUUAAAAGCUUCUGUACACAAAUAGCUUCACAAUGUUGUUAUAUUGUCCUUCUUUCCCUUGAAGAACCGUAACUUUUGUAUGGCCAUAUUUAGGACACAGCUGAAAUUCUCUUAUUUGCCUUCUCAACACAAACUCAUUUGUAGAUAGACUGUACUUGCACAGCAAGUUUCAUAUGAUUAAAUUUAAAUUAAUUCAGGCAAAAAAACCCCCUAACUUAUUUUUAUGAAAGUCUUAGUUUUUGGAUGAUUCACUUACCAAAUCUUGGAAUAAUUUUGAAUCAGAGUCAAGAGAAAAUUACUGCCAUUGAGCAAAAAUUAACAAGCAAAUCUUAAACUUUUUUUGUGCAUCAGAUUAAAGAUCUUGACUUUCGGGUUACUAAGACAGGAAACAAAUUUAUUCAGAAUUACUUGAAUUUUGCUAUUUUUCUGUUAAAUGCAAUAAUUAUCCUGCAUGGUUUUGUAUUUUACUCUUAUUCUUUAUGAAUCUUAGUCCUUCAUUCAGAUAUAUAACAUACUAGUUAGUAUAUCUAGCAAAUAUGUAUUCAUUUUUUUAAAUUUCUUUUUUUUUUUGUGCAGAGAAUUUAUACCAGGUAUUUGAAAAUACAUUAUACUUUAACUAUAUUGGACAUAUGAAGUAUUUUUUAAUGUAUUAAAGCAAGUAUUCUUAUUGUGCUUCUAGGCUUAAUGUCAAAGCUAUAGUCUUAGAAUAGGACGUAAAACUCAAUUUUAUGUAAUCUUGGAAUGUUGACACUUAAAAACAGUGAAUGUAUUUAUCUGUAUUGGUCAGACUUCUUUUAGUAUUCUCUCUAAUAGCUAUGCUUUAUAUACAAUCAAACACACUUUGCCUUAGAAAAUUGCAUCUUUUAAUCACAAAUUCUUGCUGCUUGGUACAAUACCAAAUAAAAAAAAAGUGAAUUUAAUUAGACUAGUAAACCCAAAUUCCUUUACCAUAGCCUUAAAUAUGUGGGUUUUUUUUUAAUAUGUUGCCAGCUAAAGCUCAUGGAAUUUACUAUGUGUUGUCUUUCAGAAAGUGAGAGAUGUACAUAUUAUGCUUCAGAAUUUCUAUUUCAGUUUCACUAUCCAGUUAGAUUCUUUUUUUUUUAACAGAAAGGAGGUAGAAGUGACCUUAGAUUGGUCAGAAGCAUUUUUGAAAAGGGGAAUUUUAGCCCCAAAAUAAAAGAUACCCAACAGUUUCUCAACCUAACUUUCCAUAUGGAUUUGUUACAUAAUAAAAAUGCGGUUCUGGAACCUUUUUUAAAAAAUACUGCUAUUUUUGUCAUCAGGAUCAGUCCAAGAUAAAGUGCUCAAAAUGAAUUCUAGUGGAAAAAAAUAUCAGUUUGCCAGAAGGUCGUCGGAAAUUUUUUUUUACGAUUUUUCCAUCUUUUGAAUCAAUUGACUGGGAAGUACUAGGCUGCCCUUGAAUACUUUGAAUUAAGUACUUGUUUCCCAGAUAACUUUCACCAAGGUAAAUUUUGGUAAUGAUUUCAAACUUGCUGUAGCAAAUUACAUGAGUUUUUGUUUUCAGUGUUUUAACAUUAUAGUAGCCCAAAGAAGUCAGCCUCAUGUAAAACAUAGAAUCUAUAUGUAGUUUAAAGUUAAAUGUAUUCCUUCAACUAAUAUGCAUUGGGUUCCUGUUAUUUGCAAGUUGUAGGGUCUACAGAUGCAAAAAAUAAUUUUUUGCAAUCAAACCUUAGAUUACUGUUCCUCAAAACUGUGCCUUUAUCAUCUCAGAUAUGACCAGCAACAUAAGACCUAGGAAGAACUUUUUUCAGUACCAGUCAAAAAGUUGUGUAGAAUUUUCAAAAUUACUCUGGAUAUUAAAAAGAUCAACACAAAUCUUGAGAAGUCUUUGGCAGAGGAGAAACACAGAAAAAAAAAGUAUCAUUGCAUGGGCCUAAUCAGGACAUACUUAAUACAUAAGUAGGCACAGUAGGUUUUUGCCUACUAGUAUAUCCCAAUAACUGAUAUUUUAUUGUUAACAAUUCAUUUCUUUGUAUUGAGCAUUAAUGUCCCCACCAGUCCUCAUUUAAAAUGCAGAUUACUUGAGAGGGCUAAUAUCUCUUAAUUCUGUAAUGUAUAUUUGCUUAUCACAUGCUAGGUCCUUCAUGGAGGAAAGUAUUAGAGCCACUGGCAGUGUGAGGGGAAGAGACUUUCAGGGAAGGGAGAAAGUUCUUAGGGAGGGAAAUGCCAAAGACAAGCUGCCUACUUGACAACUUAUGUCCAUAGGACUUGUUCUAACGACAAGAAUUCUUUUCAGGUUAGUAAGGCGCUAGCUAAGAUUUACAGUUUGUAGGACACCAUAGUAGUAGUCUGUUCUACAUCUUUGUCUUAAGUUUUAAAGUCCUCUGGGUGAGAAAUUAAAUGUUAUGAAAUAAACCAAGGCCCUUACUUACACAUGAGUAGGUGCAAUUUCUCUUAGAAAUAAGCCAAAUAUAUGUAGGGGGAACAUGUUAAGGUAAAAGGAAAAUUGACUGUUAACACUAUAUUUGAAAUAAGACAUUAUGUUGCCUUACCUAUUUGCUAAAAUAGCUCUUUCCAAGUGAAAGAAAUUAUAAAACAGGCUAAUAAUACACCUAAAUAUGUGACUUCUUUUAGAUUGUAAGCCUGAUGGCAGGGACACUAAAUUAACAUUUUAAUGUCUUAUCUAGCAGUAUACCCUUGGUGCUUAAUAAAUGUUUAUAAUAAUUAGCAA